CUUAAGUCGGUUGAUCUCCCUUUCUUCUAUUCUACGACCUUUCCCCUUCAGAUCCGGGCAGGUUCGGGUUCGUCAACUUUACUUGAAUCCGGAAAUGUGCUUCCCAUUAAGAUUCAUAGGGAUGAAGAGACUGGGAAGAUAUUGAAUUUGGUCUUCGUAUGGGCGGAAGAGGGAACAAAAUUAAAGGUGGACGUUCCUGUUGUAUUCAAAGGGGAGGAAGAGUGCCCUGGUCUCAAGAAAGGUGGCUCUUUAAACAAGAUAAGACCUACUCUAAGGUUCUUGUGCCCAGCUGAGCAUAUACCUCAAAAAAUUGAGGUUGAUGUAAGUCAGCUUGAUGUUGAAGACAAAGUGUCCCUGCAUGAUAUCGAUCUUCAUCCGACGUGGAAGCUCUUAAGCAAGAAUGAGGCGAUCCCUGUUUGUAAGAUUAAGGCAACUUCAAUUGAUAGCUAAUUUUGUCGAAGCUAUUGUGCAACUACUGCAAGAGGCAUUUGAAGUCCAUUAGUUCAACAAGGUUUGUUCUAAUUUGACCAAGCUUUGUAGGUUGAGUACUGUAUAUGGUGCUUGGUCAAAUGAAAUUUGAAGCUUUUGCUAUACUGCAGUAAAUUGUUUUUUUAUAGGGACUUGUUCUAGAAUAAUAAACUUGUGCGUUAAAGAGUAAAUGGCAACUGGAACUGCAGUCUUUUUAA
Nicotiana tabacum (common tobacco) is the source of this 686-nucleotide messenger RNA. RefSeq lists its product as uncharacterized. The record is from RefSeq and is a predicted model, not a curated record. Gene Ontology annotation, molecular function: 5S rRNA binding; structural constituent of ribosome. Gene Ontology annotation, biological process: translation. Gene Ontology annotation, cellular component: ribosome; cytosolic large ribosomal subunit. Lineage: Eukaryota; Viridiplantae; Streptophyta; Magnoliopsida; Solanales; Solanaceae.